UGUGCACACAGCAGCUGUCGGCAUCCCUGUCUCAGGGACUUCUUUGCUGAUUCACAGAGGCAGCCCGGGCCUCCCAGCUCCCAGUUGCCGCCUGCUCCUCAGACCUGAAGGAAUCAGAAGGUGCUUAUGCUCAAAGUCGGUGCACGGCCCAUCCUCAGCCCUCCAUGAGCCUUGGUUCUGAUGCAACCUAUGGUCAUGCAGGGAUGCCCUUAUACCCUCCCACGAUGUCAUGAGUGGCGGGCAGCUGACCAAUUCCAUCACAGCAGCAGCUUCCGAAGCACCGGUCCCCAGCCUCAGGUUAGAGCUGCUGCUGCCGCCGCCCCUACGCGUCCUCAAGAUGGUGCUGGGGUUCCCUGCCUAAGCCCAAAGCUGUUCAACAGGUCUAUUGGUGCCGCCAGACCCCUGGAACCUUCAGCCAUGAAUCUGUGUUGGAAUGAAAUAAAAAAGAAGUCUCACAACCUCCGUGCUCGCCUAGAGGCCUUCUCUGACCACAGUGGAAAACUUCAGCUCCCUCUCCAAGAGAUCAUUGACUGGCUCAGCCAAAAGGAUGAGGAAUUGUCAGCUCAGCUGCCCCUACAAGGAGAUGUGGCCCUUGUGCAACAGGAGAAGGAGACACAUGCGGCCUUUAUGGAAGAUGUCAAGUCUCGGGGCCCCUAUAUCUACUCCGUGCUGGAGUCAGCUCAGGCCUUCCUGUCCCAGCACCCAUUUGAAGAAUUAGAGGAACCUCGUUCUGAGAGCAAAGAUACCUCUCCCAGACAGCGGAUCCAGAAUCUUAGCCGCUUUGUAUGGAAGCAGGCAACUGUAGCCAGUGAACUAUGGGAGAAGCUGACAGCCCGCUGUGUGGACCAGCACCGCCAUAUUGAGCGCACUCUGGAGCAGUUGUUGGAGAUCCAGGGAGCAAUGGAGGAAUUAAGCACCACCCUGACCCAGGCUGAGGGAGUCCGAGGCACUUGGGAGCCCAUUGGGGACCUCUUCAUUGAUUCACUUCCUGAACACAUACAGGCUCUUAAGCUAUUCAAAGAAGACUUCUCCCCCAUAAAAGAUGGCGUGAAGUUGGUGAAUGAUCUGGCCCAUCAACUUGCCAUUUCUGAUGUGCACUUGUCAAUGGAGAAUUCCCGGGCCUUGGAACAGAUCAACAUCCGGUGGAAACAGCUACAGGUGUCAGUUGGCGAGAGGCUCAAGCAGCUCCAGGAUGCCCACCGGGACUUCGGGCCUGGGUCACAGCACUUCCUUUCCUCCUCUGUCCAGGUUCCCUGGGAAAGAGCAAUUUCACCCAAUAAAGUUCCCUACUACAUCAACCACCAGGCUCAGACCACAUGCUGGGACCAUCCCAAGAUGACUGAGUUAUAUCAAACCUUAGCCGAUUUGAACAACAUUAAAUUCUCAGCUUACCGCACUGCCAUGAAGCUACGCAGGGUGCAGAAGGCACUGCGCUUGGAUUUGGUAACUUUAACCACAGCCCUGGAGAUCUUCAAUGAGCAUGAUCUGCAGACCAGUGAGCAUGUGAUGGAUGUGGUAGAGGUCAUUCACUGCCUGACUGCCUUGUAUGAACGGCUGGAGGAGGAAAGAGGCAUCCUGGUCAACGUGCCCCUCUGCGUGGACAUGAGCCUCAACUGGCUCCUCAAUGUGUUUGAUAGUCUCCUCUUUCAACCUAGUGGUCGCAGUGGAAAGAUGCGGGCAUUGUCCUUUAAGACUGGCAUUGCAUGCCUGUGUGGCACAGAAGUGAAGGAAAAACUACAGUACCUCUUCAGCCAAGUGGCCAACUCAGGCAGCCAGUGUGACCAACGCCAUCUUGGUGUCCUGCUUCAUGAGGCCAUUCAGGUGCCCCGUCAACUGGGGGAAGUGGCAGCCUUUGGGGGCAGCAAUGUGGAGCCUAGUGUCCGUAGUUGCUUCCGCUUUAGCACUGGGAAGCCACUCAUUGAAGCAUCACAGUUCCUGGAGUGGGUGAACUUAGAGCCCCAGUCCAUGGUGUGGCUGGCUGUCCUACAUCGGGUCACCAUUGCCGAGCAAGUGAAGCAUCAGACCAAGUGCUCUAUCUGCAGACAGUGCCCCAUCAAGGGCUUCAGGUACCGGAGUCUGAAACAAUUUAACGUGGACAUCUGCCAGACCUGCUUCUUGACAGGCAGGGCCAGCAAAGGCAACAAGCUGCACUACCCUAUCAUGGAGUAUUACACCCCGACCACAUCCAGUGAGAACAUGAGGGACUUUGCCACAACUUUAAAGAACAAAUUCCGUUCAAAGCAUUAUUUCAGCAAACACCCUCAACGAGGUUAUCUACCUGUGCAGUCAGUGCUGGAGGCCGACUACAGUGAGACGCCGGCUUCUUCCCCGAUGUUGCCACAUGCUGACACACACUCCCGCAUUGAGCACUUUGCCAGCAGGCUUGCUGAGAUGGAAAGUCAAAAUUGCUCCUUCUUUAAUGACAGCCUGUCCCCAGAUGACAGCAUAGACGAGGACCAGUACCUGCUGCGGCACUCCAGCCCCAUUACAGACCGGGAGCCGGCCUUCGGGCAGCAGACUCUCCGCGACAUGGCCACGGAAAGCAAGGGGGAGCUGGAGAAGAUCCUGGCCCACUUAGAGGAUGAGAACCGGAUUCUCCAGGGAGAACUGAGGCGCCUGAAGUGGCAGCAUGAGGAGGCUGCUGAGGCACCCACCCUGGCUGAGGGUUCUGCUGACACCGCUCAGGACCACCGCAAUGAGGAGCUUCUGGCAGAGGCCCGGAUUCUUCGGCAGCACAAAAGCCGCCUGGAGACGCGCAUGCAGAUCCUCGAAGACCACAACAAACAACUGGAGUCCCAGCUGCAGCGCUUAAGGGAGCUGCUCCUACAGCCACCCACUGAAUCUAAUGGCAACGGCUCUGCAGGCUCAUCGCUAGCGUCCUCUCCGCAGCAGUCAGAAAGCAGUCACCCCCAGGAGAAGGGACAAACUACCCCAGACACUGAGGCUGCAGAUGAUGUGGGGUCAAAGAGCCAGGAUGUCAGCCUGUGCCUGGAGGACAUCAUGGAGAAACUCCGCCAUGCCUUCCCCAGUGUUCGAAGCUCUGAUGUGACAGCCAACACCCUUCUGGCCUCUUGACGGAGCCAGAUCCCCAACUUACAGUUCAUAGUCCUUUCCCCAUUCUGAUCAAAGCCUUCCCCCAGCCUUCCCCCAAACUUUCCAGUCCCCACUGGCCCCAUAUUCCUCAACCAGAGUUAUCUGGGCUCCGGGCAGCACCAGGGAGGGAUCUGGUGGCAUGUGGAGCAGGCAUGGGGGCGGGGAGGGGGUGUUGGAAGAGGGAGAGGCAUGAUUCCUCUGGUUCUAGAAAUGUGCCCUUUAAUCUUCAAGUUUGAGACUGGCCCCUUAAGUAUGCUCCUAUUGCAGCCCAGGCCAAUGUUACUUGGAAGUCAUUCAGGUGGGGAGCAUAGAAACAGCCUUGCAGGACUAAGCAGUGCCCAUUCAUUCAUCCCUUUCCCUUCUCCAUGGAAUUAUGGACAUGGGGAAGCCUAAUGAUCCCUGGUUCCAGCAUUAUGAAUUCACAGGAGUUAGCCCUACUCUCUGGCCCAACUCAGGGAGACAAGUGGGUAUCCCCAAGGCACCCCCUGCCACCAAGUGCCCCUGAAAAAGUCUGCCAUGUGCUUCAGUUAGAGGUCAUAGUUCUAGCCAUCCUGAAGCUACCAGAUGUUAUUUCCUCCACAAAUAUCUUCAGUUCCUUCUGCCUCAUUCCCUGGCAGACUUUCCUCAAGGUGGGAGCAACUCACUCUGAUUCCUCCUUCCACCUAACUUUUGGAAACGUUAAAAAAAAAUAUGUAUGGACUUAGAUGUUUGUCCCCAUCACCCCCUUUCCUGAAGACCUCUGCAUCCUGAGAGAUCAGCUGAGUCCCUCUUCUGAGUCUGCCUUCACAGCCCCGGGGGAGGGGCGGCAGCUUGAUCAGCAAGGAGGUCUUGCUCUCUUCGGGUGAGGAAGCAGACGACACCCUUCAGCUUGGAGGAGUGUGACCGCCCAACACUCUUGCAGGCGGUGACCCUUCUUUUCCUUGGAGUGAAUCAGGUGAGGUGGCCGAUUACCCCAGCAGAUGCCACCAGACACCCUGUGCAGUGGUCCCUUCCUAGGAGCCACUGGCUCCAAAUCAGGAAACUGGCUGCUUUCCACCCGGACAACAGCAAGGCCAUCCUUUGGAGAAAACUAUUUUGAUAACUCUGGAGGGGGAACCCGAUCCUCAAACUGAACUAACUUUUCCUAAGCAACAUAUACCACGAUCCUUUUAUCCAAAAAACUGUUCCGAAUAGAGAGUGGGGGGAGGGGUAGUGGGCUUGGCAACAUUAAACACGGAGCCCACUUAGGCAGCUUUCUAUCAAAAGGAGCUUUAUAACCUAGAACCCUACAAUUGACCUAAAUUGCCGAAGUUUAUAUACAGACAUAUCUAUCCUACGUAUCUACUGUACAUCAGCACUCUCCUGGCCUCACUCACACAUUAAACUCUAAUACCUCUGGAAGUAUUAAUGUUCUGCCUUGCUCUUUGUUAGCCCCAGCCUCUGGUUGGACAGAUAGAUGCAGCCCAAAUGCUCCCUUGGGCUGCCUCUCCAUUCGUGUUUGGGGUGAGCUGUCCUCGAGACCAAAGCAACAGAAGCCUGUUCUCAUCACUCAUUCCAAAUCUUGUUUCCUUAAGACCUGGGCCUUGGGCGAAUCUUCCUGGGCUCCUCUCACUUGGUUCAGGUGCCAAAAUAGAGCAAAUCCAAGCUCUACUCACCCUGCACAAAAAAGAAGGAACAAAUAGGCUUUUCUUAGCUUUGGCCAGGCUGAGCCCCUGCAUACAUCCUGUAGCUCCUUCCAGUCCCUAACUGUGGCUCAAAGCCUUAAAGAAAGUACUGGUUGCCAUCAAGGGCAGCAGGGCAUGAGAUGGUUGGGCUCCUGCUUUGUAAUGGAUCAGGAGACCGGUAGGUUGGAUGGCUGGGAAGCUAGAUUCAUCUGCUGCAGGGGAGGGAGAGCGGUGGCUGGGUCUAGGAGCCUAGGAGUGUCUCCUCCUAGAAUCCCCAGGGGCACUUGGCCAUAGGUUGAAGGUGUCAGACCUCAUCCCAACAUCUGUCUUAGUGCUCACGAGGCCUACAGGCAGGAUUGGCUCUCUGGAUGUACGCUGAACAGGUAGUAAGCGGGUCUCAGAGCCUGGCAUCUGGCCAUGCGUGGCAUAGAAGAAACUUGCUAUAGUGCAGGGAGCUCAAAGUCGUCGAGGCAUACAUCUGCCUCAGCUUUAGGAGGGCAAAUAUUAUGAGACAGUCUUUCACCUGGAGAAUCCUUUCCACAACCCUUGUUCUACCCAAGAGAUCUUGAGCUGUGAGCACCUGUGGCAACUGCAGCAGACCAGGCAUGGUUUUUUUGUUUUUGUUUUUUUGUUUUUUUAAAAAAGAUGUAGAUCUUGUUAUGUAGGAUUGUGCUGUAGGUGGACCGAAGCAGCAGGCCAAGAGUUGAUUCUCACUAACGGGGUCGCUGACACUGUGUGGCCUUCGUUGACCAUAAUGCCCAAGGUGGGUGUAUCGCUCGAGGGUCCAGGUGCCGUUACUGCAGCACGUGAGGGCAGCUGGCCCGCAGUGAGGUCGGUGGGUCCUCAGGCACGGUGAAUCCAGGUUAGGGUGGGAUUUGCCGAGAUGUGUUAUUUGUAGUUAGGCAUCUGUCAUGUGUCGUGUCUCCUAGACGUACUGUGUAUGACGCUGCGUAGUCUAUAGCUCUGCACUCAAGGGCAAGGAAGGCACUGGCUGGGUAGGCUGUCUAAGGAAAACUUUUGACUUGUGGCAUUAGCAUCAGUGAUAAGGAAUGUGAGUGCUUGCUGGGGUUGUUGUCAAAUAGUAUGGGGAACAGUUAGGAUUGAGAGGCAAUUUAUUCUUGACAGAAUCUGACAGAGGCCCAAAAGCCGUUAGGAGGAUGCCUCCACUUGGAGGGAGAGCAAAAUGGAUUCGUGUUGACUGGGAAAUUGCUAGGGAAGGUUGACUGGCUGGAGGCCCUCAGGUCGUUUCUUGUGUGGUUCCCUAGGGAGGGCCUGCUCAAGAGGGAUGAGGGCCCUCCCCUCCACAAUGGAAAGGCUCUCAAAGUGCCCAUUUCCUUUAAGGCCCAAAGAGUGGAGCUAUUUCCCUGCGGAGGAACCUGUUUAAGUUUCUUGUACUUCCAGAAUUGGUGAAACCCUGAGGUCACGCAGAGGCCAAUCCUCAGAUAUGUUUUCCUGCCAGAUACAUUUUAAGGAAUCCCUUGCUCUCUGAGGUGUGUUUGGCACCUGGGAUCUAUACGCAGCUUCAGGCUAGACCAUUCCCUGAACACACAUUCUCAGGAAUAGGCUUGUGGUUUCUGAGACAAUUUCAGGCCAGGAAUCUCUUCAAAGUUCCCUUGACAGGGCCUCCCCUGGUGGCGCAGCGGUUGAGCACUGGGCUGCAAGGCUGCCCGCAGCCUCUGCAGCGCCGGUUCGUUCCCUGGCCGCUGGUGAGGGUCCCACAAAAAAAAAAAAAAAAAGUUCCCUUGACAUAGGUGAGAAAUAAAUGAGAGAGUAGCUGACUUUUGACAAACAGUCCUGGAGAGAAACUGAGAACACUGCCUGAGAGGUAUGGAGACCUAGCUGCUCAGAUGGGCAACUCUAUUUCUGGGCCUUUCUGCCAAAAUCUGGUCCUGGGAACAAAGGAAUACUUCAGCUCCUUCUUACUUUUUUAACAUCAAUGGCUGUGGGAGAGGGAAAGGCCCAAGGCCAGGGCUCUUCUCCCAGCCUCCAUCUCUUCCCACAGCAGCUGUGUAUAGGGGGGACCAGCUGAAUGUCCUUGCUGUCUCCAGGGCAAUAUUGAGGCCAGACUGAAGUCUGCUAUGCCGCUUGCUGUCUGAAAGAACUGGUCACAAAGAUGGCAGUUGGGGAAGGGUUUGGGAGAAGUGGCAAGAGUGGCAUACAGGUCUAAAAAAUUUGGGGUGAAGAGGCGGGGCUGGGAACAA
Talpa occidentalis (Iberian mole) is the source of this 6937-nucleotide messenger RNA. It is a transcript of the gene DRP2, whose product is annotated as dystrophin related protein 2. Bases 181 to 3075 code for a protein of 964 amino acids. Gene Ontology annotation, molecular function: protein binding; zinc ion binding. Gene Ontology annotation, biological process: synaptic signaling. The record is from RefSeq and is a predicted model, not a curated record. The transcript is spliced from 23 exons. NCBI's taxonomy places the organism in Eukaryota, Metazoa, Chordata, Mammalia, Eulipotyphla, Talpidae. Gene Ontology annotation, cellular component: plasma membrane.